CCUAUAGACACCCAUGUACGACGAUACAUCCAAACUAGAGCAAAGUCAGAGCAGGAUCACUAAGCAGACGCCAGAGUUGGAUCUGAUGUGUUCAACGUCUUUAAGAUCAUCAAGGAAUAAAGGAGUCUUGUGAAACAGUGCAGCAUGGAGAAGACAGAGGAGCUCAAGGCACAGAAACAAGAACUUGAACAAGUGGAGCCAAUCGCAGAACUUAGGGUGGUUCUUCUUGGAAGUCAAUCUGUGGGAAAGAGUGCUACCUUAAACACAAUCCUGGGAGACAAGAUCCAUGAGUCUGAGAAUAUGAUAACCAGCUCAAUGAUGCACGAGGGACAUAUGGAUCAAACCCCAAUUAAGGUUGUAGACACUCCUGGCUGGUUGAAGAACUUGAAUGUGAAAGACACCACAGAGCAUGUUAAACAGGAAAUCAUGCGGAGCGUCUUCCUGUGCCCUCCUGGGCCUCAUGUGUUCUUGUUGGUCAUUGACACAGACGCUUCCUUUACUGAACAGCAACAUGAUGCAGUGGAGAGCCAACUAGAGGACCACAUGGUCUUGUUUGGCGAGGAUGUUUGGAAAUUCACUCUGGUGUUGUUUACCUAUGGUGACCAGCUGGGGGACCAGGCCAUCAAAGAGCACAUCAUGGUGGAGCGCCCCGUCCUGCAGAAGCUGGUGGAGAGAUGUGGCAACAGGUACCACGUCCUCGAUAACAAGAGCAAGAGUGAAAGCAACCAGGUCCCCAAGCUGCUGGAGAGGAUUAAGGAGAUGGUGGCCAUUAACGAAGGCAAGCACUACAUCCCAAACAUGACUGAGUUCAGCCAGAGGGUAGAGAGAGAAAUUAGUGUCUGUCUGGAGGAAAAAUGGAAGAAACGAGAGGCAGAGAUAUAUGAUGAGUUCAAAGAUUACCUGUCCAAGCUGAUGAUGGAUCUGAGAGGACAAGAAGGAUCUGGACCUGAAACAUCUGACACAAGCCUCCAACCCAAACCUGCAAAACAAGAUGCUUGGUGGAAACCCAAGGUUUUCUUCUCACUUAUCAACCAGAGCAAGAGGACUGAGAAGGUUGAGAAGAAGAUCUGUGAGAAACUAAAGAGCAUGGAGGCAGACCUGAAAUCCAACAUCCCAGAUUCCAAGAUGAGGAACAGUUUUGACUAUAUAGGGCCAAGCAUGAGUGACAGGGCACCCAAGGAAAAGUUUGAUGAGGUGUUGGCCUGGAUGUCCACAAUGAAGAUUGAAAAUGAAGAUCCCCCUACCUUCAACUACUCACAGGCCACGUCAGGAUACCAAUCCAACAUCUCAGAUGUAUUCUCAAGAGGUGAGAUUGAAGAGUUCAAAGAUUACUUGUCUAGACUGCUGAGGGAUCUGGAAGAAGUAGAAGUACCUGGACUUGACACAUCUGACAUGAGCCUCCAACCCGAACCUGCAAAACAAGGUCUUCGGCGUAAAGUCAGGAGUGAGAAAAUUGAAGAGAUGAAGAAGAAUAUCAUUGAGAAAAUAGACAGCCUAGAGACAGAGCUGCAGAAUGUUUCUGAUUCCAAUUGAAUGCCAGUUUGGAGUUACUAUUCCUGAGGAGUAAGUCCUAGACUGAUAAUACAACUUCCAUCACUGCUGUUAUUGUUUUCCUCAACGUUGACAUCACCUUCCAUUGUUAUGGAGUUAUCUCUCUCCAUCUGUUCCAGUUUGUUUUCCAGUGAUGCAUUCCCAUAAUUCAACACUUUCUGGGUAAUAACAUCUGGGUUACUCAUGAGAAGUUCUUUAGCCCUCUUGUUGGCUCUGUCCACGUGUAUCUUCAGCAGCUCACUAAUGAGACGCUUCUGGAGUGCCUGCUUGACCUCCUUUUUGCUUUUCAUUUCAUUCCUUGAACUGUCCUCAUCAAGGUGGACACCCAAAUUGAACAAUUCUAGAUUCAACUCCCACAGUUUGUAUUUCUUGACCUUUUUCUUAAUGGCAGCUGAACCAUCAUCCCUCUUCUGCCGUGCUGCUAGGCAGCAGGUCAGAAACCAGAACAUCCACAUUAUAUCAGGCUACCACAAAAUCAACAAUCAACCAACUUCUAGGACAACUUAAGAAAGAGUGACCAAGAAUUGCAGUUUUGCAGAGUUGUUGUCUUAUGUUCUAUGACAUAAUAAUGUUGCUAAGCUACCUCUGUGACAGAAAGAAUAAUUUGAUGCUAAUAGUGGAAUUUGAGAACAUUCCAUAGAAUGAUGUAUUUAUCUGGUAAUCUGACUCUUGAUGAUAUUCACAUGUUAAGGUUAUGGUUAUGAGAUUUUUUGGCCUGCCAGCUUGUAUUAAGAUCGUUACAACUGAUUCAGAAUGCUACAGCACGCCUGGUAUUCAGUCAGCCAAACUCCUCUCCUAGUUACUCUCCUCUGGCUCCCUAAAGUGGCCAGAAUUAAAUUUUAAUAUCUUGCUUUAGCAUAUAGAACACUGGAUCUUUAAAUUGUUCACUGUUAAAUGUAACUAUUAUUUUUAUUUGUAUGUCGCUUUGGACAAAAGUGAGUGGCAAAUCCAUUAACCAUAACCAAAGAGGGGGACCUAUUGGAAAUGUUUUUUUCUCUGCCAUAUUUAACAAUAAUCCUAAAGCCAUAUAUAAUAACAUAGUAUGUGUUUAUAUGAUUUAAAAUUAUUUAAAAUACCCCAAUAAUAAUCAUAUGACCACAUUUGAUGGACCAUUACUGUGCCAUACAUCAAGUUAUGAAGUUGAUCAUAUUGUAGCAAACAUCAAAAAAUCUUGCGCGGGUGGCGCUGUGGCGCAACAGGCUAAAGCGCCCGUACCACCUGUUGGUUCAAGUGCCCAUGGGAACCUGGGUUCGACCCCGUCCCACGUCAUUUCACUAUCCCACCCCAUCCCUCUCUCCCACUUGUGUCCUGUCAGCCUCUCCACUGUCCGGUCAAUAAAGCCAAAAACUUAAAAAAAAAAAUAUUAUAAUGUUUUGGCUAGCAAAUCACAGAUGAGCUGGUUAUGGGCUAGGAUGAUGCGGCCCCUGGGGACCAAACGGACAUUUACCAUAAAAGUCUAUUGGGGCUACAUGCCCACCAAGUUUUAUGCUCCCCGGAGUUUUGGUAGCCCAUUUGGCUACAACAACUUGUAACUGAUAUCUCACAAGUGUCAUGGUGUUGUUGCUAUAAACUACUUAUGACUUACAGAGAGGGAAUUUAAUGUAUGUACACAUACUCAAUUGUACUCUUAUAAACAAAUAUUUAAACCUGGUAUUUUAUUUUUCCUCAUAAUCAAGCAUAUCUUCAUUCCAGUCAACUGGUUUGGUUGAAUGUUUUGGGUAUGUUCUGUUGGGUGUUUUAGGUGGGUUCUAUUUUUUUUUGGAAAGUUAACAAAUUCCACAGUUCAUUUUUCCCCUUAUUUUAUACCAACAAAAUAACUGUAAAAUUGUUUUUUUUUUUAUCACAGUGUAUACAUAAGAUGCAAUAUGUUGUGCUAAUACAAUAACCAUUAUGUUCUGCCUUUGCACAUUGGAAUGACCUUCCAUUUUAUUUUCCAUUCUGUUGCUUAUUAAAUAAAAACACAACUUCUCCAUUGA
This is a messenger RNA of Alosa sapidissima (American shad), 3527 nucleotides long. Its product is annotated as GTPase IMAP family member 4-like. Gene Ontology annotation, molecular function: GTP binding. The coding region runs from base 145 to 1533 and encodes 462 amino acids. The record is from RefSeq and is a predicted model, not a curated record. NCBI's taxonomy places the organism in Eukaryota, Metazoa, Chordata, Actinopteri, Clupeiformes, Clupeidae. The transcript is spliced from 7 exons.